Mytilus trossulus (common blue mussel) is the source of this 3710-nucleotide messenger RNA. Its product is annotated as glutamate receptor 4-like. The transcript is spliced from 14 exons. The coding region runs from base 10 to 2109 and encodes 699 amino acids. NCBI's taxonomy places the organism in Eukaryota, Metazoa, Mollusca, Bivalvia, Mytilida, Mytilidae. Gene Ontology annotation, biological process: synaptic transmission, glutamatergic; modulation of chemical synaptic transmission; monoatomic ion transport. Gene Ontology annotation, molecular function: glutamate receptor activity; transmitter-gated monoatomic ion channel activity involved in regulation of postsynaptic membrane potential. Gene Ontology annotation, cellular component: postsynaptic density membrane; plasma membrane. The record is from RefSeq and is a predicted model, not a curated record.
GAAGUUGGAAUGAACAAACAUGAAUACUUUUAUUUGCUGACAACUCUUGAUUUUUCUCGCUUAGAUUUUAGACGCUUUAUUCAUGGGGGCGUUAAUCUGACUGGAUUUGAUAUAAUUGACCCAAAUAACAAGCAGUACAAGCGAUUCGUCCGAAAAUGGGAAAAUGCAAGUACGAAUGAAUACCGUGGUGCUGGUGGCCAAUUGAUGUCAGAUUCAGCACUUGCAGUUGAUUCGUUACAAGUGAUAACAGAAACCUUCAGUGAAAUGUUAUCUAAGGACAAACCCAUCUUUCAAGGAAGUUUCCGAAGGGCGUCUGUUUAUAAUAAUUAUACAAGACCGGGAAUACCUUGUACAAAAAUCCAUCAUUCUGAACCGGAACCCCCACCAUGGAUGCAUGGGCAGGCUAUUUUAGAUACAAUCAAAAAGGUAGAUUUCCAAGGAUUGACAGGCCGUGUGAAUUUUACAGAGGAUGGAUCCCGAAAGAAUUAUAUUAUACAUGUAUUUAGUGUUGGACUCCACCAUCAAACUCCAACGAAGAUAGGUUCAUGGACUCCAGACAAUGGAUAUUCCAGUUUGGACGCAGACACACGACGAGAACCUGUCGGAACCAACUUCACUGACAGUAGUGUGAAAGUUAUAACAACAAUACUAUCAAAACCAAUGCUGAUGAGAAAAGAUCCUGCAAAGAUAUUAGAAUCCAAUCUAACAGGAAAUGAUAUUUAUGAAGGAUUUGUUCCCGAUUUUGCCAAACUAUUAUCUGAUAGAAUAGGAUUUCAGUACAAAAUAAAAGAAGUUACCGACGGAAACUAUGGACGUGAAAAUGCUAUAACAAAAGAAUGGGAUGGUAUGGUGAAAGAACUUAUCGAUGGUACUGCUGAUAUGGCUCUAGCGGAUUUUACAAUAACAUAUGACAGGGAAAGGGUUGUAGACUUUACAAAACCGUUUAUGGAAGUAGGAAUAUCAAUAAUGAUUAAAAAACCAGAAAUAGAAAAACCUGGAGUCUUUUCAUUCAUGAAGCCAUUCAAUUUUAAGAUCUGGAUCUUUAUUAUGCUAGCAUACGGAUCUGUCAGUAUUGGAUUAUUUCUUGUAAGCAGAUUUAGUCCAUACGAAUGGACAAAAGUGAAAGGGGAAAAAGACCCACAAUUAAACGAAGAAUUUUCAAUGUUGAAUUCUUUUUGGUUUUCUACAGGAGCGUUAAUGUUACAAGGAAGUGACUCUUGUCCAAGGUCAAUAUCAGGACGAGUGAUUGGAACUGUAUGGUGGUUCUUUGUAUUGAUAAUAAUUUCAUCAUAUACAGCCAAUUUAGCUGCUUUCCUUACCAUUGAACGUAUGGUUGCACCAAUAGAAACAGUGGACGACCUAGCAAAACAAACACAAAUUAAAUACGGAUGCGUUAAUUCAGGAACAACACGAGAGUUUUUUGCGGGUUCACUUGUCCCUAUUUAUCAAACAAUGUGGAAUUUUAUGAUGUCGAAUCCUCACAAUAUGUGCAACACGACAAGUGAGGGCAUAGAAAGAGUGCGCAGUUCUAAAGGAAAAUACGCUUUCCUUGUAGAAAGUAAUAUAAUAGAAUACGAAAACAGUGUGGAGCCAUGUGACACUUUUAAAGUUGAUAGAAAUCUCAAUACAAAAGGAUUUGGUGUAGCCACUCCGAAAUAUUCACCCUUACGCGAUGUUCUAAAUCUUCAUGUAUUAGAACUAACUGAAGAUAGUACUUUGAUAAAACUGAGAAAUAAAUGGUGGACUGAUCGAAGUCAGUGCGCACCUAAUGGUGGCAAGGACACUUCAAGAAAGAAUUCAUUAUCAUUAAGUAAUGUUGCUGGAGUAUUUUAUAUUCUUAUCUGUGGAUUAGUAGUAGCAGUUAUAUAUGGUGCUUUGUCAUUCAUUAUCCUAAAAGUACGACUAAUACCCAUAACAAGUUAUGCAAAAGCUAUGACAUCAUCAACAGCCGCCUUAGAAAAUGAUAAAGGGAAUGGUAGCCUUAGUGAAUAUGCAAUAAAUAAUGGUCAUUCUCAUUCGGAUAGAGACGUUAAAACGUAUACAUAUAAUCCACCUCCGAUGAUUGGAUUUGAAGCCUUCCAGCAACCACAGGAACAUUCUGAUGUGUGAUAUUCUGGGAUAUGAAGAUUUUAACUUUUUCAUAUUCAGAUGCUAUUUAUAUUGAAACAUGACAGAAUGAAACUUGAGCAUUAAAAAGAGUAGAUCAGUGAAUAGGACAGUAGAUGUCUUGUAUACAAAAACAGAUACAUGAGACAUGCUAGAAUGAAUGAUUAAGAGUAAUAGCUUGUACUUCAUCACAAAUGAUCUGCUAAAUGUGUUUAUCGUCCAGAUUUCUGGACAUACAUGUUCCUAUUGCUGCGCUUUCCGCUUCUCAAAACAACAUCAUAAACAUACUGCUUGUUUAACAGUAUCGAUUUCAAUUAGACUUUAAAAUUCUGGAAACUUAACCAGAUUGGUGGAAAGUAGUUGAAUUGACGGAAGUGUUAAGCAGAUAACGAUUGGUUUCAAAACACAACUAAAGUUAAAAACAGUUCACAGUGUGCAUAAUUAAAGUCUUUUAUUAUUUUACUCUGUAGUCGAAAAAAAUGUUUAGAGUUACCUCCCUUUGUACGUUUUAUAUUAAAGGAAAUAGCAAACAAUCCAUAACAAGUUAGAAAAUUGGCACAACUUGUCGGAUGCUUCUUUAUAAGACAUGUGUUUGUUUUAAAAUGUGUCGGUACUACAUUUUUCAAAUAAGAGCAAACACACACGAAGAUUUCUAGAAGUAAACAAACAAACGAAAUGUACAUGUUCAUUUAGAUUUGAUAGUCAAAUUGUAUAUUAAAUAGCGAAAAUCUUUUCGAAAUUAUAACUGGUGUACACCGUUUUCGGCAUUUAUGCUCGAUUAUGAAUCAAUUAUGGCAUUGUAAUUGUUCUCAUAUUUGUCUUAUUCACAAUAUCAAAAGAUUGAAAUAAUAAGUCCAAUGAUUUUUUUUUAUUAAAGUGACACCUGGUUUAUUUUUUUGCGUCCACAGUGCUUUUCUGGCAUUACCUUCUCCAGAGACGCACAAACACAAACAUUUCAUUUAAAUAAGUAAAAUGCCACAACACAACAGAUGAGAGCAUAAUUUUUGAAAUGUAAUAGUUGAUACAAAUAUAGAUGCACCAUGAAUACUAGUAUCAAAUCAUGUUUGAAGUGUUUGUUUAUCUAGUUUAAUAUUUAGUGGAUUUUUGUGUGACAAAACAUGAAAAGAACUUGAAAAAAACAUAGUAUAUCUCUGUAUAUAUUUCUUUCCGCCAUUGAUACUUACACUCGUAUUUAUAAAAUUUAAUGAUUACUAAAUAUUUAUUAGUCCAGAUUUUAGAGAAAUAAUCAAGAACCAUUUUUUUCACAAUAACAUGUAUCUAUAAUACUAAAAUUACGAGGUCCAAUUUGUCAGCCGUCAUCACGUAAAAACGAAGAAUCAAAGAAUUCAACUUUAUAUAUAACUAACUUAGUACAAAGGUGUAGAUUUAAAAUUACACCACUCCAGGCCCUUUUGUUUUCCACGUAAUUAAUGUUGCCUAUAAUUAAGAAGUUCCGGGUCGAGUCCGAUACCGAUAUCAAUAGUAUAUUCACCUGUUACCUAUUACCUUAUCUGUACGUUCCGCAUCUGACAGGCGCACCAACAAACGGUGUAUUCAGGAUUAAUAUGCUAUUUACACGGGUCAUAAUCACAGGGUUGACACUA